UGUCUCCGUGACAACUUCCGGUAAAAUGGAGCACAAGAUUUAAACUCUCUCCGCUGAGUAACGUCCGUCUGCUCCUGCUUCUCACUGUAACACCAGCAGCGCGUCAGAGGAGAGGAAACGAUGAACGAUGACAACCGCCAGCUGUUUGAGAGAGUCGCGAAGAAGAUGGGCUGGAUGGACAAGGGAGGACUGGACACAGCGGAGAAGAAGCUGAUCAGCUCAAUUGGCAAGACUCGUCUGGGUGCCUUAAAUCAUCAUCGAGCUGUAGAUCGUUCAGCUUCGCCCCUCCAGCUCGGCCUCUCAGGAAGUGAGGAUGAGAAGGAGAAUUAUCGCUCCAAAGGCAACGAUUACAGAAGCAAGUCUUUGACUGAGUCCAGUGACGAUGACUUUGACCAGUUUCUUGUGGGAAGAGCUACACCGAAAGCUAAGCCGACCGCACAGAGAACUGUUGGGGCUGCAAAGAAAGACAAUUCAAAUGUUCUUGUGGUGAGCUCAGACGAUGACGGCAGUUUUGAGACAUUUCUGCAACGAGUGAAAACCCCAAACACCAAGAAAGUGUCAGAGAGUGGAAGUGAAGACAGCCUCAAAAACUUCAUCGUGGAUGAAUGCUCAUCAGACGACGACUUUAUUGAGACAAAACUAUCUUUGAAAGUGCCGAAAAAGAGCCACACUCCAGCACACCAGCCUCCAGUGAGGAGACCACUGUCUCAAUGGGACUCUCCUGUCUUUGUUACCGACAGUGACGACGAUGAUAAUGAUAAUAUCGUGGUCAAAAGCACGUGGAGAAGUCGUCACUCGAAACCCAAACCCCCGGCGGAAACCUACAAGAAUAAUGCUCUGCUGCGUGGUGAAGACGACAGCGCUCCAUCACUGCCUUUGCUCCCCAGAUCGUCUCUUUGUCCUCCCAAAACUCCAACGUCUAUGGCGUCUCCUAAGUUUACGUUUUCAGCACCUUCGAAGCUGGUCGAGUCGGCCAGUUCUGAGGAGGAGUUCACAUCGCUGCUGGAGAGACUGAAAAAGAAAAACAAACUCACUGGCACUUCAUGCUCACCAAAGAUCGGCAAAGAGAACAGUAUGGAGCCUCCUGUGUUUGUUCCUCCAGUAAAGGCACGCACGACACCAGCCUCUAAAUCAUUGGGGGAAACACCUCUGCGUGUGAAAGCACCUGGGAAGUCCACCAUCAUGAAGCCCAUGGUCAGUCAGACAGAACCCAGACACGGCCCCAUUAGCAGGGUAACAUUGUGUAAAACCCCAGGCUGCUUCCUGCAGUCACUUUCAAACCCUGGCUCCAGCUAUGGCCGCGGCUUCAAGCAAAGCAAGGAGGAGCUCACCAGAAAACUUUACCUGCUGUACAAUACCAGUAUAUUCGACAGCAAGCUCCCUGUUGAUAUGUCAGUGACCUGGAAUAAGAAAAUGCGGAAAACAGCUGGUUACUGUAUCACGGGGCAGGAGCGUGGUGGUGGGAACCGCUACGCUCGCAUUGAGCUGUCAGAGAAAGUCUGUGAUUCUGCAGAUCGUCUUAGAGACACACUGGUUCAUGAGAUGUGUCAUGCAGCGACGUGGCUGAUUAAUGGGGUGAGAGAUGGGCAUGGAAGCUUCUGGAAGCUUUACGCGCGCAAGGCCACAUUGGUGCAUCCUGAGCUGCCCAUGGUCACUCGCUGCCACACUUACGACAUCAAGUACAAAUUCCAAUACCAGUGCACCCGCUGCCAGAAUACUAUCGGGCGCCAUUCCAAGUCACUGGACACGCAGAGGUUCGCGUGUGCCCUCUGCACGGGUAAUCUUGUCUUGCUGACUCCCUGCAAGCCGCGAGCUCCAGCGCCUUUCGCCAACUUUGUCAAAGAGAAUUAUGGGACUGUACGACAGGAACUAGCAGGACAAAGCCACGCGGAGGUGAUGCGCAAGCUUAGCGCCGACUUCGCCUCAAAGGCUAAACUCAGUCAAAGCUGAGAUCCUGAAUUUGUCUGUGAGUAACGUUGUGGAUUAAGCUGCACACUCACAGGAAACUUGUUCAGAUUCUCAAAUACCUCAGUCAACUAGUUUUACAACAACGAGCAGCUGUGAUUAUUGAUACUGAAUCUAUUUUUAUACUUUUCCUUUUCGUUUGUGAGUGAUUAUUGACUGAAACGUGAGCAUGUUUGUGUGGGAGUGACUUAGCGUCACAUGUUUUUAAUAUUCUAUCAGUUUGUCAUAUCCGUUAUGAACUCUUUAAAUAAAUUUCAACUCUGAUUGUACAUUAA
Paralichthys olivaceus (Japanese flounder) is the source of this 2240-nucleotide messenger RNA. It is a transcript of the gene gcna, whose product is annotated as germ cell nuclear acidic peptidase. The record is from RefSeq and is a predicted model, not a curated record. Gene Ontology annotation, cellular component: nucleus. Lineage: Eukaryota; Metazoa; Chordata; Actinopteri; Pleuronectiformes; Paralichthyidae.